Messenger RNA from Numida meleagris (helmeted guineafowl), 2260 nucleotides. It is a transcript of the gene CD276, whose product is annotated as CD276 molecule. The record is from RefSeq and is a predicted model, not a curated record. The transcript has 8 exons. Lineage: Eukaryota; Metazoa; Chordata; Aves; Galliformes; Numididae. Bases 229 to 1185 code for a protein of 318 amino acids.
UGGCGGUGCCCAGGGUUCCCUUGCCGGGCGCGGGCUCGUCCCGCAGCCCUGGUGCCUUCCCGUGCGGCUUCCAGGCUUUGUUCCGUGAAGGCGGAAUGAAUGGGGCCGGGCGGGAUGGCGGUUUCCUCCCCGUGUUUUGGGGCAGCCCCCGAAAGCUCCACUUAGGGAGGGGAUUUUCCCAGGAACUGCUCCUUUUAAGUCACUUUUGGAGCAAGUGUCCAGCUUAGGAUGCCAAGAAGACGUGCAAUGAUGCUCUGCCUGCUGCUCGCCUGGGGAGCGCCGGUGCUCGGCCUGGCAGGUGCCAUGGAGAUCCAGGUCCCGGAAGAGCCCGUGGUGGCCCUUUAUGGCCAAGAUACCACCUUGCGCUGCUCCUUCUCCCCCGAGGCCAACUUCAGCCUGGAGGACCUCAGUCUCAUCUGGCAGCUGACGGACACCAAGCGCCUGGUGCACAGCUUCUCUGGCGGCAGGGACCAGCUGACCGACCAGGGCGGGGGCUAUGCCAACCGCACGGCCCUCUUCUACGACCAGCUGUCCCGGGGCAAUGUCUCCCUGCUCCUGCGGCGCGUGGAGAUUGCAGAUGAGGGCAGCUUCACCUGCUUCGUCCGCGUCCGUGAUUACAACAGCGCAGCUGUGAUGCUGCAGGUAGCAGCUCCCUACUCCAAGCCUAAUUUGAACCUGGAGCCCAACAAGGACUUGAAGCCGGGGGAUCUGGUGGUUGUCACGUGCCAAUCUUCCUAUGGCUACCCCGAGGCCAGCGUCCUCUGGCAGGACAGCCAUGGUGCCAACAUCACCGAAAACGUCACCACAUCACAGGUGGCCAACGAGGAGGGGCUCUUCGACGUGUACAGCGUCCUACACGUGCUGGUGGAGCCCAGCAGCACCUACUCCUGCCUGGUGCGGAACCCAGUGCUGCAGCAGGAGACCCAUGCCUCUGUCACCAUCACGGGCCAGCACCUCGCCUUCCCUGCCGUGGCUCUCUGGGUGACAGUGGGACUCGCCGUCUGCAUCGUGGUGCUGCUCGCUGUCCUGGCUUACAUCUGCCAGAAGAAAAUCCGCCAGAGCUGCGAGGAAGAGGAGAACGCAGGGACGGAGGAGCAGGACACGGAGGGGGAAGAACAAAAGACAGCUCUGCAGCCACUGAAGAGCACAGAAGACAAAGCAGAUAACGAGCAAGAAAUUGAUUGAUGGGAGCUGGGACAGCACCCCAUGCCCCACACCAGCCCAGCCGUCCCCUGCGGUGACAAACCCAGGACACACCAGAGGGACAGGGACACCCCGACCUGCUGCCACCCCUGCACCGAGUACUGUCACUCUCUGUGUUUUCAGGGUGCCCUGGGGCUGGAGAGAGGCUGUGCCUCUCUUUAACCCCAGUGAACCCCAAAGCCACAGCCUGAGGGUCUGUCUGUCCGUCCACAUCCAUAGCUGGGCUGAGCCCGCAGGGUGAGCAUCACUGCAGAGCCACACUAGGACGAUUCUUUAUUUCACCUUACACCACUGCACUUCCAGCUGGACUUUUAUUUUUGCCUUAAGUGCAUGGUUAUCCCAUGCCUUGAAUUAACCAGAAGGAUUUUCCACGGAGGGCUCAUUCCCUGCCCCGACCCUGAGGCAGGGCUCAGGGAAUAACUAGGGCAGUGUGAUGCCUUCCCUUUACUUCGGAAGGGUUGGAAGUUGGUGGGCGGCAGAGGCAGGGGUUUUUAGCAAGUGGUUAAUGCCACCCCACUACCUGGGUUCAGCUCAGGAAUGCUGGAAAAAAAAAAACCAAAAACACCAAAACCUAGUUUUUAAGGAAAAAAAACCCACAAAAAUCUCAUUUUUAACAAAAAAAAACCAAAACACCAAAAUCUAGUUUUUUAGGGAUGUUUCUACACCCACGGAGUAUGCAGCAGCUGCCCAUCCCCAGCUGGAUCAAUGUGCCUGUUGCCUCAUGAAACGUUAAAUCAUAACUCGAGCACGGGAUGUACUAAAGCCUUAGCAUCUCUGGAACCCCAAGUGUUUGUGACAAAAAUAAUGCUCCUUUAAUGUGUUUUGGAUAAAACCCAAAUGGGUUUUGCUCGGAUGGCUGCUGGCAGGGGCACCCAAUGCCAAGCGUGUGUGAGACGGGGGGAUGGCUUUUGAACGCAGGCUGAGGAAUGGAUUUGCUUGUGGCACGUCCCUGGGUCCAGCCAUGGGUCUUCUGUUGCUUUUUUUUGUUAUUUAAAAUCCAGAAUCCGGAGGGUUUUGUGCCUUGACAAAUAAACACGUUGGGUGUUUUGGAUGAUGA